UAUAUAUUCACACGUGCACAUGACGCCACACAUAAAAAUGCAACCGAAAUUGCUCAAUGUGAAUAGAACGCGGAAUCAGCCAAAGAAACGCAAGAUUACUCUUGUAUUUGAUGAGAACAAGAGACGAGAAUUUCUGAAGGGGUUUCGUAAAAGGAAAUUACAAAGGCAACAGAAAGCUAAAGACGAAUUGCAACAACAAUUAAAAGAAGAACGAAAAAGAAUUAAACAUGAGGCACGAGAACGUUAUAAAAAGCUAUUAUCAAGCCGUGAUGUUCCUGAAAUUCAACAACUACUAUCUCAAGAAGAAUAUGAAACAGAAGGACAUACUGUCAGUAUUUUGGAAUUAAAUGUUGCAGAUCUAGCAGAGAAGAAUGCAUUAAUUGGUGAAAAUAAAGGCACUGAUGAAGUGGAAAGUAAUGAGACAGAAGAGAGUGAUAAAGAUUCUGAAAAUGAUGAAGAAAUUGUAGGGAUGCCUUUAAAUGAAAAGAAACAAACUAAAAGUUUGAAAGAAAAUGUAAAAGAGAAGCAAAUUGACAAUAGGAAAGAUUUAAAGAAAGCAGUAAAAAGAGCUGCAUUGAAACAAGUGAAGAAGAGUAAAGCAUUCCAACAAAAGCAGAAAAUGGAACGUCAAAAGAAUAAGAAAGAGAGUAUGAGGAAACGUAAAAGAGUUGAAAAAGCUAAGAAACGUAGUGGGAAAUUAAAAAAAAAGUUAAAUCAUUAAAUCAUCUCACAAAGUUCUUUUUUAGAUAUUGUAAAUAAAUAUAAUUUAUAAUAAACAUUUUUACAAUA
Bombus huntii is the source of this 789-nucleotide messenger RNA. It is a transcript of the gene vito, whose product is annotated as nucleolar protein 12. Gene Ontology annotation, molecular function: RNA binding. The transcript has 3 exons. NCBI's taxonomy places the organism in Eukaryota, Metazoa, Arthropoda, Insecta, Hymenoptera, Apidae. Gene Ontology annotation, cellular component: nucleolus. Bases 20 to 721 code for a protein of 233 amino acids. The record is from RefSeq and is a predicted model, not a curated record.